CACGAUCAGCUGAUUGGAAUUUUCCCAUGUCGCUCAGUGUUCGGAGAGCUUCGACCACAGAAAAAGGUCUAGCAGAGACUUAGUUUAUGCCAUCGAAGUGGAUAAGACACAUUCGCUCCGCCAUGAAUGGUCUCAACAAUAACAUUAUACCUGGAGAGUGCCAGCUGCCCUCCCAGCAAGAAUGUAUGGAGGUAUGGCGAUCAUCAGAUGCAGUGUGUUUUGAUGUAGAUUCCACAGUCAUAACCGAUGAGGGACUGGAUCAGUUAGCAGCCUUUUGUGGAAAGGGAGAGGAGAUAAAAAAAAUGACAUUGCAAGCCAUGCAGGGUAGGAUGGAGUUUAGAGAUGCCCUGAGAAUGAGGCUUAACAUUCUUCGACCAAACCUCGAAACAGUACAACGAUUUGUCCGAACACACCCACCGAAACUCACGAAAGAUGUUGGGAGGCUGGUGUCUUCCCUGCAUGCACGUGAUGUAGAUGUUUACCUUGUGUCCGGGGGAUUCCGAUCCCUUAUUGCACCUGUGGCAAAAAUGCUUAAUAUCCCCUUGGAGAACAUUUUUGCUAACAGAUUAAAGUUCUUCUACGAUGGAGAAUAUGGUGGUUUUGAUGAAGCACAACUGACUAGCAGGUCUGGCGGCAAGGCUGAAGUAAUUUCUUACUUGAAAAAGAAAGAAGGAUAUUCCAGGAUUGUUAUGAUUGGUGAUGGAGCAACAGAUAUGGAAGCAUGCCCACCUGCUGAUGCCUUUAUAGGUUUUGGAGGAAAUGUUGUCAGAGAAAGUGUGAGGAACACUGCAACAUGGUAUGUUACUGACUUUGCCACUCUCAUUAAUGAGCUUGAGAGAAAAGACUAAGAACACAUAAGAACAUUGAUCUGAGUAAAUGGCAGAUUUCAUUCUUUGAAAAAUCUUGAUAAUCUUACUACCAGCUGUGAUCUGUGUAACUGUAGCUUUUAAAUCAUGGCCACGACCUUCCAUGGGAUGAAGACCCAGCAGUCUUCUUUUAUAUAUAUGACACUAGAGCAGAAUAUGAUCAGAGUGACCAAGCUACCAAGUAUAAUUUUUAAAAAUACAGUUAUGUAAUAACAGAAGCCAAUCAUAAACUGCCCAUGAAUGUGACUCAAGAAGAAUCCUAAAAUACACCUCUAAAUGUCUUAAUUGCAGAAGCAUAGUGCCAGUUUGGUUGUCUCAUUUUACUAUUUUUCUGAUGUCAUCACAAAUGAGCAUUAUAUAAGUGAAAGAUUCAUGUAUGUAUAUAUAUUUUUUUGUUUUUUUUUAAUGAUUAUUUACAAUAUUUUUUAUUUUAAUGGAAAUAUAUGUUCCUAAUAAGAAUGUAUUUCAAUGAUAUAUAAACAGGUUUAAUACAUAGGAAGGAAUUCAUAAAAUAUCUGUAAAUGUUAAAUGAAAACCCUUAACUGUAUAAAUGUCAUUUAAUUAGAAAUAAUAUCUUUUCAACUCAGGAAAAAAAGGUUACUACAUCUUUCAGUGGCUUCCGCAUGUAGAAUAGGGUUUUUCACAGUAUAAAUAUAUAAAGUCAACCGUGAGAAGUUGGAUAUGGAAACCAAUGUAAUAUUUGAAGCACCUCACUGAAUAACUGUAUUUAAUCAAUGCUAAUUAUGUAUCUAUGUGUAUUAUUGGGGUUUGUAUUUGCUUACGUAUAGAUAUAUAUGUGCAUGAUUGUGCAUUUAUCCUUACAUUUUAGUAUGUUUUAUGAUACAGUAUGUUAUAAAAACAUUUAUUAAACUAAUCAAUCUUUAACAGUUUUAGAGUAGAUUUGUAGAAUUUGGUGCUAAUAUUUUACAGUUGUCUUUCAGAUGUUUAACAUAAAUAUUCUUAACUCAAGAAGUAUUCAGGGCAUAUAUUUAAAGUAAACAAGAUUUUAUAAAAAGCUUAAAAUUAUAUUUUGCACUUACAUACAAGACCUCUGCAGUGAGACAACCAAACAUAGAGCUGUUCUCUGAAACCUUGGUAUAUUUAUAUAACUAAUGUACCAGCAGUGUAACUGAAUUGUAUAUAUUACAGUAUCUAGUUUUUUGCUAAUUAUUUUAUACAUGACAUAUGCACAGAUAUCAGUUUGUUUGUGCAUGUAUUGUAUGUGUUCAUGUUCCUAAGAAAAGAAUAGAUUUAAGCGUUUGUAUCUCAACUUUCAUUUUCGGCUGUUAUUAAAACCGGUGAUUUAAGGUAAGUUGAUAUAAGUGGAAGAACAGCAUUUAUAUCACUCUGAUAUUGUCUCAGAUUUGAGUUUUUAUACACUUAAAGGUUAUUUCUCUUUCAUGUAUGUUUGAAUAUUAAGAAAUUAAUUAUAUCACCAGUCACAUCUUAUUAAUUUAUUUUUUUUUACUGCUUUACACACAUUCCAGAUCCAUUGUCACUGGUUAUUUCAUUCAUUACCUUUCUGGGUUAAUAUUAUUUAAAGUAAUGUGAAUAUUUAUGUACAACAGCCUCUAUUUUUUUUACUAAGAUGAAAUAUUUAUUGAAAACUUUGACAAACAAUGAGAUCAUUGUUCAUUGUAUUAUGAUAUACUCAUCUUCACCUUUUCUUACAUAUGCAGUUUGCAGUGGUCAUAUAUGUACUCAAUCAUGAGGGACAUCAGUUUUUCACUUUAUUUCCAGUGUUGUUUACCUUCACUUUAUGUGACUUGAAGAAACUGUAUUUUAGGUAACAAUUUGGAAUUAGGUAUUCACUUACUUUCUAAGGCUUGUAUUAGUAAUGUUUUUUCAUGUGUUGCACCAUCAUGUCAGGAAAGACAAAUAAAUAGGAAAUUGAAUUAUA
Messenger RNA from Penaeus indicus, 2766 nucleotides. It is a transcript of the gene aay, whose product is annotated as phosphoserine phosphatase-like. Gene Ontology annotation, molecular function: magnesium ion binding; L-phosphoserine phosphatase activity. Gene Ontology annotation, cellular component: cytoplasm. The transcript has 6 exons. The record is from RefSeq and is a predicted model, not a curated record. Bases 87 to 848 code for a protein of 253 amino acids. Gene Ontology annotation, biological process: L-serine biosynthetic process; dephosphorylation. NCBI's taxonomy places the organism in Eukaryota, Metazoa, Arthropoda, Malacostraca, Decapoda, Penaeidae.